CUUUGGGUAUUUCAGUCCAGCCCCGCGCUGAGUCAGAGCCACAUUUGUUGUGGCUUAUUAAAUAGCUGUCAUGGCAACCGCAAUUCCCAGUACCCAAGACCCAAGGCCCAGCGACCGGAAGGCAGAGCCUAACCAAAAUUGAGCCCUAGACACAGGCCACAACAAACCGAAAGGAUUUCUCAAAUUAAAACUCAUCAAAGAACUAAAAGCAAAAGAGAUCGAAAUAAAAAUAAAUCAAGCAGCAGCAGCAGAAGAAAUCAUUAGCAGACAACAAGAAGAGAAGCAACAGCAGCAGGAGGAGGCGACAGCGGGGCGUGGCGGUCAAGGAAUGACACGCAUCCGGUUUUAAAAUUCCAACCGACCACAAGUUGAAGAAGAAGAGGAGGAAGACAAGCGAAGGCAGCUGCCCAAAGGAAUUCAAACACUUGAAAUUAAGAGCAGAGCGAAAUAAAGGCCUUUUCGGUUGGGUGUCCCCGCCAAAUGACGCCAGCUGCGACGCUAGCCGCGACGCCGGCUGCGACGCUGGCCACAUUGGAGCUGCAAUAUUUUCGUGCCGUCUCGCUCUAUCGCCGGCGCAGCUACGAGCAAUGCGCCGAGGUGUGCAACGCGCUUCUCCAAGCGGGCCACGACAACAAUGUCCAACUCUUUGCCAAGCACGAGCAGCAGCAGCAGCAGGAGGAGGCGCAGCAAGAGCAACAGCAGCAGCAGCAGCUGCAGCAGCAGCAGACGGAGCACGAGUCCAGUCAGGGCUAUAAAUACGGUAGCCAUUUGCAGCGAAUUGGCCCGCGGCGAAGACGCGGCGAAGCGGCAAAGGAUGGCGGCACAGGCCAGCCCGUGGCAUCCAUAAUGCCCACUUGGCUGAUGGAGGGCGUCUGGCAGCUGAAGAUGCGCGCGCUCACACAGCGCGUCUACUUGGACGAUCUGGAGGUGGACGAUGCGGCCGAUGGGGUCAACGAGGAGGUGGAAUUCGAGCGCAUUGCCACAGCAGCUCGUCCCGGCACCAGCAUCAAGACCGCCUUUCAGCCACGGCCCAGCACCAGUCAACGACGUGGCACGGCUCUGAGUCACUCGAGCGGCAGCACACGUCCCGGCUCGGCAUUGACGCGCCCGGGCACGGCCAUCAGUCGACCGGGCUCCUCGCUGGGCGCACGUCCCGCCUCGAGAUGCGGCACCGCGUCCCGGGUGCGCGCCACCUCGGCGGCCGCCUUCAAUGUGGGCGAUGCGACGGCCGCGUUGUACCAGGCCUCGCGGCUGAAUCCCACCAUCUAUGCGGAGAGGGAGGCCAUUGUGAAGGCGCUGUUCCAGUUCCUCUACUACCACGAGGCGGACGUGCAGAAGGCGCAUUCGCUCUGCCAGGCCGUGCUCGAUGUGCAGCGUCAGAGACCAGGCCAGGCGGCACUAGCUCCGCCGGCGGAUGCCGCCUGCACUGACUGGUGGUGGCAGCAGCAGAUGGGCCGCUGCCUGCUGGCUCUGCACUAUCCACGCCGUGCCGAGAGCCAUCUGCAGCAGUCGCUGGCAGCCUUUCCGCAUCCGGAUACGUAUCUCCUGCUCUCGCGACUGUAUCAGCGACUGCGGCAGCCGGAGCGCGCGCUGGUGCUCAUCGGCCAGGCUGCGGAGCGACAGCCAUUCGAUGUGACCUUCAGGCUGGAGCAGGCACGCAUUCACGCAGCCAUGUCCCAGUCGGAGGAUGCACUGCAGCUGUACCGCCUGGCCGCCCGGCUGCAGCCCAUCAAUGUGGAGGCCUUGGCCAGCAUUGCCGUCAGCUACUUCUACGACAACAAUCCGGAGAUGGCACUGAUGUACUACAGACGCAUCCUCUCCCUGGGCGUCCACAGCGCGGAACUCUACUGCAAUAUAGCCCUCUGCUGUCUCUAUGGCGGGCAGAUUGACCUGGUGCUGCCGUGCUUUCAACGCGCCUUGCUGAUGGCCACGCAGCCGGAGCAAAAGGCAGACAUUUGGUACAAUCUCAGCUUUGUGGCAUUGACAUCGGGUGACUUUAACCUGGCCAAACGCUGCCUGCAGCUCUGCCUCACCGCCGACGCACGCGACGGCGCAGCGUUGAAUAAUUUGGCUGUGCUGGCUGCCCACGGCGGGGAUGUAAUGGGUGCCAAGUCCUAUCUGAAUGCGGCCAAGGACGUGCUGCCCGAGGCGAGCGAGGUGAACGCCAAUCUGCAGUACAUGGAACUCAACUACAAGCUUUAGAUCUCAGUUUAUUUUGCACACGAAUAAAGAUACUAAGAGAAAUGGAAUCAUGGUCUUUGG
Molecule: messenger RNA, 2262 nt
Organism: Drosophila navojoa
Lineage: Eukaryota; Metazoa; Arthropoda; Insecta; Diptera; Drosophilidae
Gene: BBS8
Product: tetratricopeptide repeat protein 8
Biological process (GO): non-motile cilium assembly
Cellular component (GO): BBSome; non-motile cilium; ciliary basal body
Molecular function (GO): protein binding
Source: RefSeq, a predicted model, not a curated record